AAAAUCAAAUCAAAAAAAUCAUGUCCGAUGAUAGUGAUGCAUUUGCUAGUGCCGAUGAAAGUUUACCUGUUAACAUCAAAGUAAACGAACCAGUGAAAAUGCAACUACAGUCUAAUCUCAACGAGAAUGUCAAUGAUAAUAAUAACAAUAAUAAUAAUAAUAGUUGUACUAAUUCAGAUAUUCCACCUCAACGAUCAACUAAUAAUACAACAUCAAAAUUACACAAAAAAUCAAAUGUAGUUGAGUCAAAAAAGAAAAAAGUUAAACAGAAAAAGGCACAAUCUAUGCCUAAAACAUUUGAGAAA
Molecule: messenger RNA, 305 nt
Organism: Schistosoma turkestanicum
Lineage: Eukaryota; Metazoa; Platyhelminthes; Trematoda; Strigeidida; Schistosomatidae
Source: the annotation of a GenBank genome assembly